This is a messenger RNA of Armigeres subalbatus, 792 nucleotides long. RefSeq lists its product as uncharacterized. The record is from RefSeq and is a predicted model, not a curated record. The transcript is spliced from 3 exons. Lineage: Eukaryota; Metazoa; Arthropoda; Insecta; Diptera; Culicidae. The coding region runs from base 223 to 783 and encodes 186 amino acids.
CUCAGAUAAAUGAACAUUUGAUAUUCAUAAGGUAAAGCUUAUGUAAGGCAAAACAAAAAUAAAUUCACAGUUUCAUAAGUCAUUUAUGCUUUCAAUAAUUGACAUUAUGAAUUUCCAUAGUUGUGACGUAUGUUAUCUGUGCACCACACGAUUCAAAUUCAUAAGGUUCUUUAUGGAAUUUUUCCAAGUCAAAGUGAAUGAAAAGUUCAACGACGCUUAAAAAUGGCGGACGCGCUCAUCAUCGAAGAGAAGGACUUGAUAGCCGAUUUUGUUGCGCAUGCACCAGCAGAUUGCUUCGAUUUCCUCAAAGCCAUCGGGUUUAACACUUUUGCCCUUUUGACCAUCGCCGAAGAUCACUUUUGCGCGACCUUGAGUCAGUUCCCAAAUUCGUGGGGUGCAGAACAAAUUUGGAUUUGGAUACACCAAUGGCGUCAAAGAAAUCACCUGGAUACCAUUGUUGUACCGCAGGAGACAAACAUCGAAGGAAUAUUAAGUCCAGUGGAAGCACCUACUACAGAGAUUGAAGUAAGCGAGCAAGUCAAGGAUAACGAAGAACUCCAACCGAAUAAAGUAAAAUUAGACAUUUCUCUUGAAGACGCAAGCACUUUGUCUGUUGAAGCAGGUUGUAGCGAACAAGGCAGCGGAUUAUCAGAGGUUGUUGCAGAGAAAGUGGAGCAAGCAUCGAGCAAUAACCCAAAGGUAACAUUAUGCUAUAGACAAACAGACAUUCAUGUAAAUUUAGAUAAUUUAUGUGUACACCUGUAUUCAAUUGACUUGAGUUGAUAGUAGUUA